GAGGUCUCGAAGCCCAAGGACAAGAUUGCGGCCGAGAUCCGAUCUACACCGGAGACGGCGCAGUACGACCUGGCCGGGUACGAGGACCCCCAGGUGAAGACCCUGGUCAAAGAGGCCUUCGGCACGCCCCUGCAGACGAAAGGAAGCAUGAUCCGGGUCACCUUCGUGGUUGGUGGAGGCAAGGCAGUUCGUGCAAAGUACAGCGAAAGCCUUGCACGAGCUCUUGGCCUUGCAUUGCAGGAUCUGGGCUUCUCGCAGGACUCAGCUGCAUCUUGCGACCUGAUGAGCGCUGGCACCUUCAAAGGGCAGCAUGACACACAGCGGAACCUGAAGCUGGUGCAUGUCUACCCGAAGGUUGAGACAGGCGGUGCAGCAAAUGCAGCGAGCGGCAGGGCUGAGACACUACUGGAGGCAUCUGCCCGCGUGGUGGCAGCCCCGUUCGACGCAUUUACCAAGGAGGUCACCACGUGGCUGCGAUCUUCAGACUCUGGCCGUCUGGAGGCACUCCAGAGCUUUCUGGCUGAGGCUGCUGAAGAGCUGGAGGCCACGGAGAAGGCUUAUCGACUGGGACAGCAGGUGUCGGAGGCCCGCAGCAGACGCUACGACGAACUGGGGGGCUUUGAACACGUGGCCGAGUGCAGAGACUGGCUGCAACGGGCUGGGGAGACUGCGGGCCCUUCUUCGCACGCUGUAGCAGGCGCUUCCGAUGGAGCUACUCUGAGCUUGGAGUCACCGGCUUUGCUGCAGCUGCAGGAGGCUGCCGUUCCAGAAGCACCCGGCGCUGCCGGCGCAGGCGACCUUGCCGACGACGACGAUGCGUGGCUACAAAGCCGGCUGCAAAAAACGAGGCACGAAAGCGCCAAACUGCAAGCAGAGCUUUCUGCGGAGAAGCCCUUGCAGAAGACCCGCGAAUCGCUCCCGGCCCACGGCCAGCGGGAAGCGAUUCAAAAGGCUGUUGGCGAAUCGCAGGUGGUCGUGAUCGAGGGCGACACCGGCUGCGGGAAGUCGACGCAAGUCCCCCAGUACAUCUUCGAAGACUGGCUCAAGAAGGGCCAAGCGGGCGCUGCCAGCAUCAUCAUGACCCAGCCGCGUCGGAUCAGCGCGAUCGGCGUGGCGGAUCGCAUCGCCAGCGAGAUGAACACAGGCUUGGGUGAUCUGGUCGGCUACUCGAUCCGCCUUGAGGCUAAGCGCUCGGCACGGACCAAGAUCUUGGUCUGCACCACAGGAGUCCUGCUCCGACGCCUGGAGAAUGACGAGCUCCUUCGGAAUGUGACCCACGUCAUCGUGGACGAGUGUCACGAGCGCGACUUGGACACAGACUUUCUCCUGAUCGUGCUUCGCGAUCUUCUCCCAAAACGGCCGAAUCUCAGGAUCGUUCUGAUGUCUGCCACGAUCAAUGCGCAGAUCUUCAAGGACUACUUUCCGGGCUCACAGUCCAUCAGCAUCCCAGGAAGGACUUUUCCGGUGACCUCCUACUACCUGGAGCAUGCUUUGCUGCACACCAACUUCGUGAUUGAGCCAGGCUCCGAGUUCUGCCGCAAGGACGUUGAGCCUCAAAUGGACUACCACGAAGAGGAGGAGCUGAGGCAAGCAUACGAGAAGCCGGAGAAUGCCGACCUUGUUGGAACAAAGCUUCCUCGGCACGUGCUACAGCAGCUCCACCGAGUCGAUCCAGAGAAAAUCAACUUCGAGCUCGUGGCUCAGGUUGUGCGCCACAUCCACACCCAGGUGGAUCCUUGCAAAGAAGGAAAAUCGCCAGGGGCGAUCCUGGUGUUCGUGCCCGGGCUCAGCGAAAUCAAGAAAGCGAUGCGAUGUCUGGAGGAGGAGAUGUCUGGCAGCAAAGGCAAAGCGAAGGGCAAAGAUUCCUUCGAGAAAGGCGACCGGGGGAAGGGCAAAGCUACCGGACCAUCUGUCACCAGAGAAGGCCUUUGGCUUCUACCUCUGCACUCCAUGAUCUCCGUCGCGGACCAGCGUUUGGUUUUCAAGCGCCCGCCCAGCGGAGCUCGCAAGGUGGUCCUCACAACGAACAUUGCAGAAACAUCCAUUACCAUCGAUGACGUGGAGUACGUCGUCGAUUGUGGCCGGCACAAGCAAACCAAGUACGACCCCCAGAAUCGCAUCUCGAUGCUCGUCGACUGCGUGGAGACGAAGGCAAAUGCGAAGCAGCGACGCGGCCGCGCAGGCCGUGUGAAGCCUGGAGUGUGCUACCACAUGCUGAACGUCCGAAAAUGGCGGCGCCUGGAGGACUUCGAACGACCGGAGAUGCUAAGGGUACCUCUGGACUCGCUUUGCCUCCGGGUGUCUCUAAUGGGCCUCGGCCACCCAGCAAAGUUCCUGGCAAAGGCCAUCACGCCGCCCACGGAUGCAGCAGUGCUGUCGUCGCUGCAGCAACUCGUCGAGCUCAGCGCUGUGGAAUUGCGCGAGAAAGUCGCCGGCUCUGCGGCUGAGGAGAUCGGCAGCCGCGGCUGGGACAAGGACGAUCAGCAGCGCCUUUUGAAAGCCAAGCUGCGCCUGACUCCCUUGGGCAACCACCUCGCCCAGCUUCCUGUGGAUGCGGGCUGCGCCAAGCUUCUUGUGCUGGGUUGCAUCUUCGGGGUCCCUGGAGACGUCUGCACUCUGGCGGCAGCGCUGUCCGUGAAGUCGCCUUUUGCAGUUACCGCUGCAGGCAAAGGCAGCAGCAAAGGCGCCCAGGAACAGCGCAAGAUGGAACUCGCCGGCGAUUUGGAGAGCGACCAGCUUGUUCUGGUGAAGCUCUUCGAGCAUUGGGAGCGCCUCGGGAAGCGAACGCCGGCGGCAAGGGGCUGGUGCCGGGAGAACGGAUUGGACCUGCAGGCAUUCGAAUCUGUUUCCGACAUGCGGCGGCACCUCAUGGGUAUUCUGGUUGAGCAAGGUUUCAGCAGCCCGGAGACGUCUGACGACGCGCCGAAGAGGCGGAUGCCUGCCUGCCUUUCCAGCAUUCUGGCAGCCAAAGAGGAGUUCAAUCGCCGUCGAUUCCAGCUUCUUCGUUCGCUGCUUUGCGCCGCGCUGUGGCCCAAUGCGCUUCUUGCGAAAGACAAUGGCACACUCUUCGCACGCAAUGCGACAUCACUUGGCUUCCACAGCUCCAGCGUCCUUGCUCUGCAAGCAGACCAGGCUGCGCAGGAAGCCUCUGGCGAUUGGACUUGCCCUCAGUGCGGGUUCUACAACUUCGCCAGCCGAGAGGAGUGCAAAAGUUGCUGGGCACCACGCCCCUCAUCGCCGCCCCGACGCAGGGUGAGACCUCUUCGGCAUCGAGCCUUCAUGUUUGGUGAGAAGGUUCGGUCUUUGGCCACUGGCCAGGGUCAGAAGUCGCAGACCUUAUGCCGCGAUUGUUGCGGAGUGUCGCUGAAAUCUCUGUUCCUGCUCGGUCAUCGCAUCCAAGUGGACUUCCUGAAAGGACAGGCCAGCGUGGAUGGUUGGAUACAUUGCCAGGCCGCCGCCCAGGACGCCUCGAUGUUGCUGGGAAUGCGCCGGCGCCUGCAGGACGUCCUGUCUCGGCAGCUGGCGCGGAAAUCCGCAGAGGCUUUGACCUCCGACGAUGCAGAGGUCGUGAACGUCAUCUCCCAGAUGCUGGUCAUGGACGUCGAGUAA
Molecule: messenger RNA, 3609 nt
Organism: Symbiodinium sp. CCMP2456
Lineage: Eukaryota; Dinophyceae; Suessiales; Symbiodiniaceae
Source: the annotation of a GenBank genome assembly